Molecule: messenger RNA, 853 nt
Organism: Belonocnema kinseyi
Lineage: Eukaryota; Metazoa; Arthropoda; Insecta; Hymenoptera; Cynipidae
Product: ADP-ribosylation factor-like protein 2-binding protein
Exons: 6
Coding region: 175-681 (168 amino acids)
Biological process (GO): positive regulation of tyrosine phosphorylation of STAT protein; maintenance of protein location in nucleus
Cellular component (GO): mitochondrial intermembrane space
Source: RefSeq, a predicted model, not a curated record
CAGGCAAAUGUCAUUGUGUCAAAAAUAAACAUAAAUAAUCUUGCAUUAGGAGAAGAAUUGUAAUCAGUUUGUGUUAAAGUGUUUAUAAAAAUGUGAUUAAAACUUUAUUUUUUAGUCAAAACUGAUCAAAAGUAGCGUCAUUUUAAAUCGUUAAAUUGGAUAAUAGUGUCGAAAAUGGCACAAAACGCCGGAGAUUUUGCAGCAAAUUCUAUCGAUUUUGAUACUGAAAAUCUUCUAAUAAGCAGAACAUCAAAAGACGAGGAUUUUUCCUUCGAUGAAGUUAUUGGAAUUAUAGAGGACAUCUUGAUGGAGGAUGAGUUCCAAGCAUUGCAGCAGCGAUAUUUGGAAAAGUACUGGCAAAUUUUUGAGCCUGUCGAGGAAAAUAAACUAAUUUACAUGGAUAUAUUCAAUGAAUAUAACAGAGAAAUAGAAACUUAUUUGGAGAACAGUAUGAAGAAAGUUAUUCCAAAUUUUUCUAUGGUUACCCUCCUAAAUCAACUGAACAACAGACGAUCAGAAUUGGAAGGCGAGAUUUUUGAAAUUCUUUUAGCGUUUACUGAUUUCAUCGCUUUCAAGGAAAUGAUUCUUGAUUACAGAGCUGUGAAAGAAGGAAGGGUACAAGAUUUCAGCAACAGUUUAUUCGUAACACCAAUGAAAUCGUACGAUUCAGGCAAUAACUAAUUCAGGAUUACAAAAAAAAAGAAAAAAAAACAAACAAAAAAACAAUGAAGAUCUAUCACGCAUGAAAUUGCAGUUUUUGUACCUAUAAGUUUGGGUUUAGUCAUUCCGUUAUUUAUACUUCGUAUUAGGAAUUUGAUAAUGAUAAUUUUGUGUAUAUAAUAAAAACUAUUCU